CGGUACCGUUCGAGGCACUUAGACUUUGGGAAGAGAAACGGCAAAUCCAACUUCACAGCUUCUGCGCAUUGCGUUGAUCCCGGCUGCUCACGAUGCCUCCUGUCGCGCCGAUUCAUCAUGGUGGCCAGCAGGCCCCGUCCACGUUCGACAAACUCAAGAUGGGCGCAAUGAUGGGCGGAUCUGUCGGAGUGAUUAUGGGAUUCAUCUUUGGCACUGUUAACAUUUUCCGUUAUGGUGCCGGAUCGCAAGGCAUUAUGCGCACUCUGGGCCAGUACAUGGGUGCAUCUGGCGCAACCUUUGGAUUCUUCAUGGGAGUCGGCAGUGUCAUCCGAUCAGAUGCAGACCCCAAGCUACAGGAGCUGUAUAUGCGAGCGCAGCGACGGCCGAUAGUAUUAAGAGCGAAUUCGGCUUGGAGACGGGACGAAUAAAGAUACUCAACGAACGAAUGGACGAACGACGCCGAGCGGCCAACAACUGGCCGCACUGUGCGUAUCCUGGUGGCCCGAAUGACUGCCCUGUAAAAUAAGAAGAAACCAAACGACGUUUACGAUCGAAAUCCGAUGCGAUUCAUAUCAAUGUAAAAUCAUCUAUGUUUGUGAAGGCUAUUUGGGACUGAGCUCUGUGCACAGUAGUGGAAUAUCUACCCUCUUGCUAGCAAGUAGUACCUUAUGCAAAAGCACGAAAAUACUUUUGUCUCCGGAU
Messenger RNA from Trichoderma harzianum CBS 226.95, 702 nucleotides. RefSeq lists its product as hypothetical. The transcript has 5 exons. NCBI's taxonomy places the organism in Eukaryota, Fungi, Ascomycota, Sordariomycetes, Hypocreales, Hypocreaceae. Gene Ontology annotation, biological process: protein insertion into mitochondrial inner membrane; protein import into mitochondrial matrix. The coding region runs from base 93 to 428 and encodes 111 amino acids. The record is from RefSeq and is a predicted model, not a curated record. Gene Ontology annotation, cellular component: TIM23 mitochondrial import inner membrane translocase complex.